Molecule: messenger RNA, 1133 nt
Organism: Hermetia illucens (black soldier fly)
Lineage: Eukaryota; Metazoa; Arthropoda; Insecta; Diptera; Stratiomyidae
Exons: 3
Coding region: 85-972 (295 amino acids)
Biological process (GO): regulation of transcription by RNA polymerase II
Cellular component (GO): transcription regulator complex; nucleus
Source: RefSeq, a predicted model, not a curated record
CAAUGUCCAUUAAAUGUUAUUCGGUUCUGUGUUAUUCGGUUUCGUGUGUUAUUCUGCUCCUGGCAUGCAAUAGAAAGUGUCAGGAUGGACUUAUCAACUCUAAUUGAAUGUGUAAAAAAUGAAAGUGUCCUCUACGACCAAUCUAACUUUGCGUUCAAAAAUCCCGCCGUCAAGAGUGCAGCUUGGGUUCGGGUUGCCGCUUCGAUGAACGAUUCGCCAGAGAAUUGUGCCGCAGCAUGGAAAUCAGUUCGCGAACGAUAUUCCCGGGAGAAAAGGUAUGCAGAAGGCCGGGAAGGAAACGCAGCAACUGCAUCUCUGAGGAAACCGUGGAGGCAUAUGAAAGCCCUGUCGUUCUUGAAGGAACAUGUAAAAUCGAGAAGAUCACGCACAAAUUUAAAUUUGAGUGACACAGUGCAAAUGCAAAACCUAGUGAGUCCCCUGAGCCCGAACAGUUCACAAAGUUCCUCAUCAACCUCGGAGCAAAAGUUUUGGUAUUCUGAACCAGAAAUAUGUUUGAACGAAUAUGAUAAGGAAGUAUUGCCCGAGUCUCCCGCCGACCGUUCUGUUGGAACUAGGCUACCAAUGGAUAUUAAAUCAAGACAGUCAGUUCCCUCCACCAGUAGCCAGUCGUCGGACUUUAUAGUCGAUGCAAACGACAGAGAAGUAAAACAGUUCCUCGCCUCUGCAACUUCCUCGCCCUUUCUUGAAUCGCCACUGAGGCCCAAGAAAAUAAAACUCCAAGAUGAGACUGCUGUGAUGUUUGGAAACGCCUUGGAGAACAUCUUGGAGCGGACUCAGCAAUCGAGGCAAUCGACAUUGGAGGAUACCGACAGUUUAAUUGCAAAGAACGUCGAGUACUGCCUGAAAACGUUACCCACGAAUGAGCUUAAAAUCAAAUUCCGCAAAAAGUUUAGAAAUCUCAUUGAGGAAUGCGAAGAAACUAUAUUGUUCCACGCACCAACUGGAAAGUGAACUGCGUCUCGCUUUUCAUUCACUCUUUAAAUCAAAGUUCCAAAAUAUUCUGUUCUCCUAGAUAAGGUACCUUAUUAAGUUGAAAAUUACAUUUUAGUUUAGGGCUAGUACUUAUUACUAAAUUUUAUCAUUAACAGUAUUUGUCCGUUAGAUUAGUUUAU